UAUCGCUGAUCCGUACAGUUCAAUUAUCGUUUAGCUGCUGCUGGGGCUCAAAGAGCAGGGUGUGAACAUUUCAUUGCCUUAUAAUACACUAUACACCAGGAGCAACAAGUAGUCUCUGGGCUGCCUGAGAUAUUGGAAAGUGGGGAACACUGUAAAUGUUUGGUGUAUAGCAAUGAAGCAUCCCAGAAGCAGCCCAGUCCCAUAAAUUAAUAAUGUGCAUACAGUAACUGCACCAGCACGGGAGAACAUUCACAGAGGCAGACACAGCAGAAUGGAAGAAGGAUUCCAAUGAACAGAGAACAGUGCAAGAUAUUUAAGGUAUGGAGCCUCUGAGCUUUGAAACGUACAGCAAUUAUACUGUCUGGAAUAAAGCUGAUCAGUGCCAGGAGGUAGGCAAGUUGAAUGCUUCACUUCGGUGCAACUUCACCAGAACAACACCAGACUGCAGUGACAGUGAUGGAUAUAUUCAUUAUCUUGAUGGAGCUUUCUGCCGCUUCCCUCCAAGCUUGUUCCCUCUUGCUAUCUUUUUGUAUGUGCUUUGGUUGCUCUACCUUUUCAUUAUCCUCGCAGUAACUGCAGAAAAGUUUUUCUGUCCUAAUCUGUCAGCGAUAUCCCGCAUUCUUAGACUUUCUCACAAUGUCGCUGGCGUUACUUUCUUGGCAUUUGGGAAUGGUGCCCCAGAUGUAUUUAGUGCUCUGGCUGCUUUUUCUGACUCAAGGACAGCAGGACUUGCAAUCGGAGCCCUUUUUGGUGCAGGGGUCUUUGUCACCACUGUAGUGGCAGGCGGGAUCAGUAUAGUGAAGCCAUUCACAGCUGCAUCUCGUCCUUUCCUGAGAGACAUUGUGUUUUACAUAUCUGCCAUCUUCCUCACAUUCUUCGUUCUGUACCAAGGUUAUGUGACCCUAGCUGAAGCUCUAGUGUAUUUGCUGUUGUACCUGGUUUAUGUCUUUGUGGUUGUUCUCUCUACCUGGAUCUACCGGAGGAUGCGCCAACAGCAGUUAUCUGUUCCAGUAACAGAAGAACCAGACCUUUUGGGCGAGUCAGAAGAUGAUUGCAUUACCACUCCACAUGGCUCAGAAUAUGGAGAUGAGUAUCAACCCCUCUUUCCCAUGCAAAGGAGCACCUGGCAGAUUCUUACCAGUGAACUGAAUCCAGUUGAUGCCAGGAAAUGGAAACAGAAAUCUUGGAAGUGGAGAACUUUCAAAAUGAUAAAGGUACCUGUAGAAUUCCUCCUUCUCCUUACUGUUCCAGUGGUAGAUCCUGAUAAAGAGGAGAGAAACUGGCAAAGGCCUCUGAACUGUUUACACCUAAUCACCACCCCAUUGCUUUGUGUGUUCACUAUGAAUGCAGGAACAUAUGGACUCUACAUAAUUAAAGGUGUGAUGCCAGUUUGGGCUGUUUUGCUGAUUAUUGGAACUUUCUCAGCUGCGGUUGUUUUUCUUACAACCACAAAUGGAGAGCCUCCAAAAUAUCAUUGUCUCUUCUCCUUUCUGGGAUUUGUUGCCAGUGCUCUUUGGAUCAGUGCUACAGCCACAGAAGUAGUUAAUUUGUUACGCACAUUUGGAGUCAUCUUUCGCCUCAGUAACACAGUUCUUGGGCUGACGCUGCUUGCCUGGGGGAACAGCAUAGGCGAUUUUGUCUCUGACAUCACACUAGCUCGACAAGGAUACCCCCGCAUGGCUUUCUCUGCCUGCUUUGGUGGCAUUAUCUUCAAUGUGCUGAUCGGAGUGGGGCUUGGAUGCCUGAUGCAAAUGGGGCCAAGCAAAACAUCUUUUCAGCUUGAGCACCAGGGUCUUCUGGUGUGGAUCCUGGCAGGGGGCCUUGGCAUCAGCUUGGUAUUUUCUCUUAUAUCUGUGCCCGCUCAGAGUUUCCACCUGCGACGUGGUUAUGGUGUGGCUUUGCUCUUCAUCUAUGUCCUCUUCCUCACUGUGGCCUUAUUAACUGAAUUUGGGGUCAUCAGAUUGGAAAUGUUUUAACUCUGCACUUAAGUCCUACCAGGCCUCCAUCUCAUGAAUCCAUGCAUUUUUCUUUGCUAUUAAACAAAAGUCACAGCAAACCUUUCAACUGAAAAAACUGUCUCUUGAGGUUGGCUUUGAGAUUUUAUCCCAUCGUGACUUCGUUAUUGACUCAGGAUUACAGAUUUAUUUACAGUAUAUUUUAUACCUCGGAUUUUUAAAAAGUUUAAACGGACAAUCAAUCUAAAUUAUAUUCUGUAUUAUGUUGCUGAUCCUAAAAAAAAUUAUCUUAAGUUUUUAAACAAUUUCUUUCAAAAGCUGUAUUGUAGAGAACUACUUUUGUAAACUAUUAUUAUAUUUUUUUAAGUUAAAGCCUAAUGUGUAGUAUAUUGUUUGUACUGAGG
Molecule: messenger RNA, 2359 nt
Organism: Xenopus laevis (African clawed frog)
Lineage: Eukaryota; Metazoa; Chordata; Amphibia; Anura; Pipidae
Gene: slc8b1.S
Product: solute carrier family 8 (sodium/lithium/calcium exchanger), member B1 S homeolog
Exons: 18
Coding region: 321-1976 (551 amino acids)
Biological process (GO): monoatomic cation transport; calcium export from the mitochondrion; intracellular calcium ion homeostasis
Cellular component (GO): membrane
Molecular function (GO): monoatomic cation transmembrane transporter activity; calcium:sodium antiporter activity
Source: RefSeq, a predicted model, not a curated record